CACUCCCAUACGCAAGGCCAGUAGCGAGAAUGGAUGAAAAGGCGCUAUUCGGCACUUUCAUGCGUACAGCUGCAUGCUGCACUGAAUUGGCGAAGGAGGACAUUCCGUUCUGCAAAUCUGUCGACUCAAAAUUCGGGAGAAGCCUGUCAGAUUUGUCUAAACGUCUUUUGAACGUUAGUCAGUCGUUUCUGAGUAAAAUUGACGGAAACAAGGCAUCAGGACUUGUAGACGUUGAGGACAUUAAUAAUCGGUGGAGUGAUAUUGUCGAUUCUAUCGAUACGUUGCUCGAGAAUGCAGAUCUUUCGCUCGACAAGGCAAAGGGAAUUGUUACGAAGCCAAAGGUUGCCGUUGCUCCUGUAAACAAUGCUCAGUCGUCGCAACCAAAGAAGGAAAAAUUGCCUUACCGUCUCAUUCACGCAUUCAACAUUCCCAAACCGCAACUUCGGUUCAAACACCCCGUCAAUAAUCAUCCUACAACUCCAUGGUUGUGGAAAUUGACCGAGAAACCUAACGCACUUGUUCCUUUGGAGAAACUGCUGGACCAAGUGCGAGCAGACAAAGCAUUGCAGUUGUCGCUCCCUCAUCCCUAUGAAGCCGAAAUUAAAAACAGUAGUCGCCCCAAGCAGCUGUACGAGACGAAGAAUCCUGUGCAAAAAGGAGCAGUCGAAGAGACUGAUCCAAUCUGGGUGGAUAACAGCGAGAGCCUUCAUUCUAUGUUGGAGGAGCUUAAACAAGCCACUGAAAUUGCUGUUGAUUUGGAACAUCACGACUACCGUUCUUACUCUGGCUUUGUUUGUCUCAUGCAAAUCAGUACACGGAACCAAGAUUGGAUUGUUGAUACACUCGAGUUACGUGAAGAACUUGAGUGUCUUAACAUUGUGUUUACCGAUCCUAAAAUCAUUAAGGUUCUGCACGGUGCGACAAUGGAUGUCAUUUGGCUGCAGCGUGACUUUGGACUUUAUUUAGUUGGGCUUUUCGACACCUACUACGCAACCAAGGCUCUCGGUUUCGAGGGGCAUGGUUUGGCCUUCUUAUUAAAAAAGUAUUGUCAGUUUGAGGCUGACAAACGUUAUCAAAUGGCCGAUUGGCGUAUCCGGCCUUUGCCGAAGGAAAUGCUAAAAUAUGCUCAGUCUGACACCCAUUUUCUGCUCUACGUUUUUGACUGCUUGCGGGUUGAAUUGCUUGAGCAAUCUUCGCGACGAAAGGAAGAUCUCAUGCAGUAUGUGGUAAAGAGCAGCGACGACGUUGCACUUCGUCGUUAUGAACGUGAGGCUUACGACGAAAUCUACGGUCUGGGGACAGACGGUUGGAGACAUGUCCUGACGAAAUGGGGUUCUUCAAAAAUCAUUGGUCGUGAAGCUCUGGCCGUGUUUAAAAGUCUGCAUCGCUGGCGCGAUCAAGUAGCUCGCAACGAAGACGAAAGUGUUCGUUAUGUUAUGCCAAAUCAUCUUCUCGUAAAGCUUGCUGCUAGCAUGCCUUCUGACCCCUCUGAUCUGUACACUAGUGCACGCCAGCUUCCCCCAUUAGUUCGUAUGUAUGCGAACGAAAUCAUUGAAGUAAUUCAAAAUGCCAGAGAGGACGAAGUGAAGCGAGCUACUACAGACGAGCAGCGCACCGAGGACACGGUUAUGCAAGAUCAACUUGUUACACCUGUAACAACAAGAGAGGUUGGCGCGGAGAUUGUCAUUCACACAGAAUUGUUCGAGCCUUCAACGCAAAACAAGGCAAUCAUUGAAUCAAUGUCUACCCUGAAUUCCCCGUUCUGGUGUGCGAGUGAGUUACUGCCUUCACGGAAAGACAAAGCAGAUCGUAUUAAAAAGUCGCUAUUCCUUUCUAUUCCCCUUCCCGCCACAGCGUUGGACACUAAAACGAACGAAGCUCAAGAAACACAAGUGUCAGAACCAAAACAAGAGCCUGUGGGUUCUGUUGUACCAGAGAAUGAAGUGCUUAUACUUCACGAACUGGGCAGUUCCAAGCGGAAACGCGGUCAAUUAGAGAAAAAGGUCCGUAUUCAGGAAACUACAACGGAUAUUGUUCCUGAAGUUUUGGCCUCUGUGCAGCAGGAAACCCCUGUAAAAACCGAGAGUCCUGAUAGUCCAGACGAGGACUCGAUUGCAGUAGCCCGUGAAAAUGUUCCUAAAAAACGCAAGCAAAAGAAGAAAAAGGUUAAGCAAGCUAAAACGGCUGCUGCGGAACCCGAAACCCCAUUUGAUUAUUCUGCUCAAAAGAACCCGCUGUUGUCCAUGUACUCGAGUACGAAGCCCUCUUCUCGGUCUAAAGCAUCCUUCAAUCCCUACGCCUCUACUCAAGAUGUGAAGCGUGAUGUGAAGCAAGUUAAGAAGCGAAAAGCAACGAGUGGUAAAAGUAAAACUUAUUAAGUGGGACACGCCUCUCAUCAAAAAAUGACCAAGAAUGAUGCAUGUUUUUGUGAACACUGUUCUACUUGUGUGGUCCACAGCUUUCCAAAUGAUUCAUACUGUCUUCUUUCACAUCGCAUAUCGUACAGAUCAUUUUGAAUUUUUUCGAUUUUUGUCACCAAUCGUUGGGCACUCUCUUUGUUUUUGUUUUUUUUUUUUUGGUUCAUGGUACACAGUGGUCUUCGUUCUUCCAUGUCAUUUUCCCUCAUAGCGUUCUUCAUAUGUUAUAAUAGAAUUCUUGGAACAUGGGUUCCCUAUUU
Molecule: messenger RNA, 2677 nt
Organism: Schizosaccharomyces japonicus yFS275
Lineage: Eukaryota; Fungi; Ascomycota; Schizosaccharomycetes; Schizosaccharomycetales; Schizosaccharomycetaceae
Product: exosome subunit Rrp6
Exons: 2
Coding region: 30-2378 (782 amino acids)
Biological process (GO): nuclear polyadenylation-dependent CUT catabolic process; RNA processing; RNA metabolic process
Cellular component (GO): nucleus; heterochromatin island; nucleoplasm
Molecular function (GO): 3'-5' exonuclease activity; 3'-5'-RNA exonuclease activity; nucleic acid binding
Source: RefSeq, a predicted model, not a curated record